AAAGGGUUAGUUUGCACUGACGUCAGGAAGUCAUUCGCCAGUCACAUCCACGGGGCGGUCAAACGCGCGUGCUGUGCGCUGCCGCUGUUUAUGUUACGCGACUUCCUGGUGCUCUUUGUAGUAAACCUCGUCGAUUUUAACUGCUUUGUGUAGUUUUUCUUGUGCAACUGUAAGUAAUUUAUGUGGAGUGAAUGAGUAAGUAAGCUAUGGUAGAGCAGCUGGGUAAAAAGACAACGAGACUGACAGCUGACGCUCACACUGAAAGUACUCCCUGCUGCCCGAAAGGAACUAUUUCUGGAGUAUGAAUGUUUUGUACUGAAUGCAAUAUCUUCCCUCACCUCCAUUUUAUCGGCUGAUAUCCAUCAUGACGAAGAGAUCCCGUCAAACACUAGAUCAGGAUGAUUCUCUGUGCUGUUGUGAGUACAUCGAUCGUCACGGCGGACGCAGUCACUUGGCAGCAUGCUGCUGUGACUGUGAGGAUUUGGAUGAUGCUUGUGACAGCUUUGCACUACCUGCUGGGUAUUUUAGUGCUAACUGCAGUGCCCGUCUUGGUCCUUUGGUACUACUAUUUCACUCACCGAAAGAAAGGACGCACAUUAUUCUUCCUCAGCCUCGCACUCUUCUCCCUCUUCUACAUGUUCUACCUCUUCAUCACCGAAGUCGUUCCUCGAGGUGGUGUGAAUCAUCUUCAGUUGGCCGCUGUGACAGUGGGUGUUGCUCUUACAGUAAUUUUCCUUGUAAUCACUAAGAGGGGGCCGGGCUACGCCAGGCCUUGUCCAACUGACACUCAUAGUACAGUGACCUAUCACAAACCUCCGCCUGACGUAGAUGCCGAUCUAAAUGGAGCACAGCACCACGUGGUGACAGCCAGUGGUGAACAAACUGGUGAAUCUGGGACAGCGCAGCAGGGUGUUCAGAGGAGGAACUGGUGUGCCGUAUGCAAAGUGGUGCGGCCCCCGAGAGCGGGACACUGCAGGAUCUGUGGAGUCUGCAUCCUGCGUCUGGACCACCACUGUGUCUGGAUCAACAGCUGUGUGGGGCAGGCCAAUCACCGCAAUUUCCUUCUGACACUUACUUUCUUUCUGCUGACAUCGCUGUACGGGAUCAGUUUGGUUCUUCGAAGUGUGUGUUCUGACCAGAAUGUAAUGACUGCACUGUUCUACUGUCCUGACGUCUACAACCAGUUCAGUUCUGCUCUGUGUUUCACCUGUGCCUGGUACAGCUGUAUUGUGACGGGAGCUUUACUGCACCUGCUGCUCUUGCAGCUUAUCAACGUCAGCUUCAACGUGACUGAACGGGAGGCACGUCUGGCUUUGAGAGAGAAAACCGGUCGCAGCCUUCUCUGGGGUCUGAUCAUCGACACCGGCGUUUACUCAAGAGGCUUCCGUAGUAACUGGAUUGAAUUCUUGACCAUGAGCAAGGCUUCAGAGUAAUCAAUUCAUAAACCAUCAGAUCUGGUGUAGAAAUUCAGCUCUCAGUCUCUGCUGAUGGAAAAAAAUCAAACCGGUCUUUCAAGUGAAUUAAUGUUGUGCUACUUAAUGUCUUCAACAUCCAUUCCAGAGUCAGUUUUAUGGCUCUAGCCAUUGUGCUCAAGGUCUCAUCGACAGUCAGUUGAAUUGUAAGGAUCACUAGAUGGCAGUGUUGUAGUAUGUAUGUAUCUCUACCAGUGUAUUUUAACAUCAAGUACACCAUUACUCAGGUGUGGUUAGUGUUUACCAGCUUGGCAUUACAAAUAAUACUGUAUGUGUGUCUUAUGUGAACAAACAUUAAAUAUCAAGCCUUAUUUAGUUCCUUUUUGGAACAACAAAAGUGCUGCAACACUGCAUCUAUAUCCAGAUAGCACACAGCUUUAAAACUGUCAUCUCAGUAUGAAUGUUUUAUGUUGAGCUUCAUGUUUGUUAUUUGAGGUUUUUGUGCCUGUGUGUAUUUUUUUUAACUGGGGACAAAUCUGUGGCAUGUACCAUCCAGCUAUUUUUUUGAUGUGCAGGAAUUACUGCAGCGUUUUUUAAUCAAAGUUGGUUUCUUUUCAUUAAAUGCCUUCGAAAGAAACCACACUUCAGAAUCCGGAUGUUUCUUUCUCAUUUGAGACGGUUUUAUAAUGUAAUGCAUUCCAUUCUACAAGUUGUUCAAUUAAACUGUACCAUGGAGAAAUAAACAAGCGUAAAAUGAUUAAACACGGCAGCUUAUCAAGA
Cyprinus carpio (common carp) is the source of this 2192-nucleotide messenger RNA. RefSeq names its product palmitoyltransferase ZDHHC23-B-like. Gene Ontology annotation, molecular function: protein-cysteine S-palmitoyltransferase activity. Gene Ontology annotation, biological process: peptidyl-L-cysteine S-palmitoylation; protein targeting to membrane. The record is from RefSeq and is a predicted model, not a curated record. NCBI's taxonomy places the organism in Eukaryota, Metazoa, Chordata, Actinopteri, Cypriniformes, Cyprinidae. Gene Ontology annotation, cellular component: endoplasmic reticulum; Golgi apparatus.